Messenger RNA from Cataglyphis hispanica, 1280 nucleotides. Its product is annotated as odorant receptor 63a-like. Gene Ontology annotation, molecular function: olfactory receptor activity; odorant binding. The record is from RefSeq and is a predicted model, not a curated record. Gene Ontology annotation, biological process: sensory perception of smell; detection of chemical stimulus involved in sensory perception of smell. Gene Ontology annotation, cellular component: plasma membrane. The transcript is spliced from 9 exons. NCBI's taxonomy places the organism in Eukaryota, Metazoa, Arthropoda, Insecta, Hymenoptera, Formicidae. The coding region runs from base 1 to 1212 and encodes 403 amino acids.
AUGCUAGCGAACUUUUUACGAGAAUACAAUAUCAACCGGUUAUAUUUAUCAAUCACGGGGCAUUGGCCAUUUCAAAGUUGGCUUACAAGAAAUUUACUGCAGACCUUCUAUUUUCUGCUUGAAAUAAGUUACUGUCUGUUCGAGAUAUUAUUAUUAUAUGAUCACUGGGGCGACGCGCAAAUGAUUUUUGAAGGGGGUUAUCAAUUUGUCAUUUCGAUCUCUUUUCUUGUAAGAAUGAUAAAUGAGUUUUUUAACUAUAACAAGUUUCGACAAUUAUACGAGGCUAUCGAUGAGCAUUGGGAUAUAUUUACAAGCGAUGUAGAAGUUCAAGUUUUGAAAGACUAUUCUGAUCUGUCGCGAAAAUUUACAAAAUAUUAUUCGAUAUUAUUGUAUGUUAUGACAUCGGGAUUUAUAGUAGUACCGUUAACACCGAUGUUUUUGGAUAUUGUGUUGCCUCUUAAUGAGUCCCGUCCGCGAUUCCUCGCGACUGAAGUUGAAUUCAGAGUGGAUAAAGAUGAGUAUUUCGUACCAAUUUUCUGUUAUACCACCGUUAUAAUAGUAUUGGGUAUGACUAUUGUAGUGAGUGUUGACACGAUGCAUAUCACAUGCACUACUCAUGCUUGCAGUUUAUUUGCGGCUGUUAGUAAACAGUUUGAAAGCAUAAACAUUUUAAAAAUAGAGAAUAACAGUAAAACCAGAAAAUAUAGAUAUCACGUGAAUACAUUUGAUACGUCAAAUGAGGAAAUGAUAUAUCGAGAAUACAUAAUGUGUUUGAAGAAACAUCAGCUUGCUAUAAAAUUUGCUGAUACGUUAGAAUCGUCGUAUCGAGAGCUUUCAUUAUUUUUAUUAGUAAUAUUUAUUGGAAUUUCAAGUCUAACUGGAAUUCGAAUGGUUUAUGUGUUAGAUCAAUUAAAAGAAGUAGCAAGAUUCAUGUUUAUAAUCAUGGCAGCAUUGCUGGUUCUGCUGACUGUAUGUUAUUCCGGUCAGAAAUUAAUGGAUGAAAGCCAGAAUAUAUUUUAUCAAGCAUAUGCGGUAGAAUGGUACGACUUCUCGCCUAGAUUAAAAUCUCUACUGAUUAUACUUCUUUACAGAAGCAGUGUACCGUGCAGAUUAAAGGCAGGUAAUAUGAUUCCAUUAUCGAUAGCGACUUAUGCAUCGGUAAUACAGAUGGGUGUAACUUAUUUUACGGCAUUUUUAUCACUCAAAGAUUGACUAUCAAAAUUCAGUUAAUUCAUUGAUGUCUUCGUUUGAUUUCUUCGUUUCAAUAAAUUGUAGUAAAG